Messenger RNA from Paramecium primaurelia, 144 nucleotides. NCBI's taxonomy places the organism in Eukaryota, Ciliophora, Oligohymenophorea, Peniculida, Parameciidae. The record is from the annotation of a GenBank genome assembly.
AUGAGAAAUUUGUAAAAGAAAAUGGAGACUUUGGAUAUCAGGAUAGCAAAUAACAGUUAUUUUAAUAAUAAAACUAUAGAUUUCCAUCUCUUAUUGGAGACUAAAAUAAGCUGGUAGUCGUACAAAUCCAUAGAAGUAAAUUGA